AUGCCUGGCGGACGACGUGGACUGGUUGCGCCGCAGAACACAUUCCUCGAGAACAUAAUAAGGCGCUCCAAUUCCCAGCCGGACAGCUCGUUUUUGUUGGCCAACGCACAAAUCGUCGAUUUUCCGAUCGUCUACUGCAAUGAGUCCUUCUGCAAGAUCAGCGGCUACAACCGUGCCGAGGUCAUGCAGAAGUCGUGCAGGUAUGUAUGCGGCUUCAUGUAUGGCGAGCUGACAGACAAGGAGACGGUGGGACGGUUGGAGUAUACGCUGGAGAAUCAGCAGCAGGAUCAAUUCGAAAUAUUGCUCUACAAGAAAAACAAUAUACAAUGUGGCUGCGCCCUCUCGCAGUUUGGCAAGGCACAAAACCAAGAAACACCGCUAUGGCUGCUCCUGCAGGUGGCUCCCAUACGCAACGAAAGGGAUUUGGUUGUGUUAUUUCUGUUAACGUUUCGGGAUAUAACGGCACUCAAACAGCCCAUCGACAGCGAGGAUACCAAAGGUGUUUUAGGUCUAUCGAAAUUCGCCAAGUUGGCGCGAUCGGUUACCCGCAGUCGACAAUUCAGCGCACAUUUGCCAACGCUGAAGGAUCCAACGAAGCAGUCAAAUCUGGCGCAUAUGAUGUCACUGAGUGCCGAUAUUAUGCCACAGUACAGACAGGAAGCGCCAAAGACGCCACCACACAUACUCUUGCAUUAUUGUGCAUUUAAAGCAAUUUGGGACUGGGUGAUAUUGUGUUUAACAUUUUAUACCGCCAUAAUGGUGCCAUACAAUGUAGCGUUUAAAAAUAAAACCUCGGAGGAUGUUUCUCUGCUCGUUGUGGAUUCAAUAGUUGAUGUUAUCUUCUUUAUAGAUAUUGUGUUAAACUUUCACACCACUUUUGUGGGCCCAGGCGGUGAGGUGGUUAGCGAUCCAAAAGUCAUACGGAUGAACUACCUGAAAUCGUGGUUCAUCAUAGAUCUGUUAAGUUGCCUGCCCUACGAUGUCUUCAAUGCCUUCGAUCGUGAUGAGGAUGGCAUUGGUUCCCUGUUCAGCGCUUUGAAGGUGGUUCGUCUAUUGCGACUGGGUCGUGUGGUGCGAAAACUGGAUCGGUAUUUGGAGUAUGGGGCCGCCAUGUUGAUACUGUUACUGUGCUUCUACAUGUUGGUAGCGCAUUGGCUGGCCUGCAUCUGGUACUCCAUUGGUCGCAGCGAUGCGGACAAUGGCAUUCAAUAUAGCUGGCUGUGGAAGCUGGCGAAUGUGACACAGUCACCAUAUUCUUAUAUAUGGAGCAAUGAUACGGGCCCAGAGCUCGUCAAUGGUCCAUCCAGGAAGAGCAUGUAUGUGACAGCUUUGUACUUCACAAUGACUUGCAUGACUUCGGUGGGCUUUGGCAAUGUUGCAGCGGAGACAGACAACGAGAAGGUGUUCACCAUCUGCAUGAUGAUCAUUGCAGCUCUGCUGUACGCAACGAUCUUCGGUCAUGUGACGACCAUCAUACAACAAAUGACCUCGGCGACCGCCAAGUAUCAUGAUAUGCUGAACAAUGUGAGGGAGUUCAUGAAACUACACGAGGUUCCCAAGGCAUUAAGCGAACGCGUUAUGGAUUAUGUCGUCUCCACGUGGGCCAUGACCAAAGGACUCGAUACCGAGAAGGUACUAAACUAUUGUCCGAAAGAUAUGAAGGCUGACAUAUGUGUUCAUCUAAAUCGCAAAGUAUUUAACGAGCAUCCAGCAUUUCGUCUGGCCUCGGAUGGUUGUCUUCGCGCAUUAGCGAUGCAUUUCAUGAUGUCCCAUUCGGCGCCGGGGGAUCUCCUUUAUCACACUGGCGAGAGUAUCGAUAGCCUUUGUUUCAUUGUGACUGGCAGCUUGGAGGUUAUACAGGAUGAUGAGGUUGUGGCAAUAUUGGGCAAAGGCGACGUCUUCGGCGAUCAAUUCUGGAAGGACUCGGCCGUUGGCCAGAGUGCCGCCAAUGUGCGUGCCCUGACCUAUUGUGAUUUGCAUGCCAUCAAACGUGAUAAAUUGCUCGAAGUCCUCGAUUUCUAUUCGGCAUUUGCGAAUAGCUUUGCACGCAAUCUGGUGCUCACCUACAAUCUCAGACAUCGACUGAUUUUUCGCAAGGUGGCCGAUGUGAAGCGCGAAAAAGAAUUGGCCGAACGGCGUAAGAACGAGCCGCAAUUGCCCCAGAAUCAGGAUCAUCUCGUCCGUAAAAUCUUCUCCAAAUUCCGGCGUACACCGCAGGUACAAGCCGGCAGCAAGGAGCUCGUCGGAUCCGGCCAAAGUGAUGUUGAGAAAGGCGAUGGCGAGGUCGAACGCACCAAGCUACCUGCUAAACUAACAUUAACCGAGGACUCACGCAUCCUAACAACCGCCGCCGUACCCUCACCAUCGCCAUCACCCUCGCCCUCAUCGGGUCCACCAUCUGCACGUAGUACCCGUGCUAGCAAAUGGGGACGCCUUCUGGGCAGUUCAAGUGUCGAUUCAGCUAGCGAUACUAGCGCCAAGGUAGCCGUCUCGAGAAGUUUGAGCGCCCGCGAAAGUCUGCGUGAGAGCACUGCCCAAGCGAGGCAGAGUAGUACUUCGAGUAGCAAUGGUGGACAAGGCAAUAAAGUAUUUCCCAAGGCGCCCAAGCUGCAGGCAAGCCAGGCGACCCUUGCCCGCCAGGACACCAUCGAUGAGGGGGGCGAGGUGGACUCUUCGCCUCCCAGUCGCGACAGUCGUGUGGUCAUCGAUGGCGGCGCAUCGAUUGCAACAACAACAACCGCUCCAGCCCUGCCAUCAACAGGUGGCGGGUCAACCGGAGCAGUCGCUGCGACAGCGAGUGGACCGAAAGAGAGGAACUUGGCAUUGGAGCGGGAGCGUCAGAUCGAGAUGGCCAGCUCGAGGGCAACCACAUCGGAUACCUAUGAUACGGGGCUGCGGGAGACGCCACCGACGCUGGCGCAGCGCGAUCUCAUAGCCACCGUGCUGGACAUGAAGGUGGAUGUGCGAUUGGAGCUGCAACGUAUGCAGCAGCGCAUUGGACGCAUCGAGGAUCUGCUCGGUGAGCUGGUGAAGCGUCUGGCGCCGCAGGUCGCAGUCUCCGUUCCAGUUGCAGUCGCAGUCGACAGCGGCAGCGGGCAGACAACGCCCGGCGACGACAUCUGUGCGGGUUGCGGUGCGGGAGGCGGUGGUGCGUCAUCGAUUACGCCCACAACAACGCCCGUGGACACUGUGAUAACCAUCUCAACACCGACAGCAGUUGCAACACUAUCAACAGGAGCAACAACAUCAACAGGAGCAACAACAGCGAGCGCCGGCGCUGGCGCUGGCAGCGGUCUACUAAAUCCAAGUGUCCAGGUUGUGUCGAGCGCAGGAGGCAACGGCCUGGGGCCACUGAUGCUCAAAAAGCGACGCUCGAAGAGCAGGAAAGCACCGGCGCCUCCUAAGCAGACACACGGCACAGCGGCCACAACGUUAACCGGAUCUGUAAGUGGAUCUGGAUCUGGAUCUGGUACGACAAGCUCAGCCCCUGCCUCCGCCUCCGUUUCCGUCGCUGCCUCCGCAACGAGUCCAACAACAACUGCUGCUAUUGAGUUGUUACAUUUACGCCUGCUCGAGGAGGAUUUCACGGCCGCACAGCAGCUACCAACAAGCGUUGUCACGCCCACAGCGACAACGCCGCCCCCAGCGGUGACGCCAACAACAACAACAGCAGCAACAACAAGCGCUGCAACAACGCCAACGGGCAGCGGGCGAGGCGUGAAGCGGGAAUUCCUCUAGCCCAAGAUACUGGUGCGCCAUCAGUCGGCGGAUAGCAGCAGCUUUGAGCAAUAAUCCUGGUCAAACUUUUAUAUGUAUCUAGUUGUACCCAGUAUUGCCGCUCUGGGCCAUUCAGAGUUUGCCUACGCAUACGCUUAGCUAGUCUAGACUUUAACUAUAACUUGUAAUACAAACUAAACUAUAA
Drosophila innubila is the source of this 3922-nucleotide messenger RNA. RefSeq names its product potassium voltage-gated channel protein eag (gene eag). The record is from RefSeq and is a predicted model, not a curated record. NCBI's taxonomy places the organism in Eukaryota, Metazoa, Arthropoda, Insecta, Diptera, Drosophilidae. Bases 1 to 3738 code for a protein of 1245 amino acids. Gene Ontology annotation, cellular component: membrane. Gene Ontology annotation, molecular function: voltage-gated potassium channel activity. Gene Ontology annotation, biological process: regulation of membrane potential; potassium ion transmembrane transport. The transcript is spliced from 17 exons.